GAGCAGCAGACUGACAGAGAGAGAGGCUGUGAGGCUGACGGACGCUCAGCAGAAGCUCUGAAGCAAGAUGAAUCUGGCUCUGAUCCAUGACAGACCCAACAUCAAGACGUUCUGGGAGAAAAGGAUUGACUCUGACUGUCAGUAUGCUGAGUCCGAGGAGAAGAGGAGGAACAAGAGCGCACUGAAGAAGCUGCGGGGGGAAUGGCUCGUCCGUUUAGAGAACCGAACCAAACACCUGAAGAACCUCAACGAUAACUAUUUGAAGAAGGCAAAGACGGAGAAAUCAGCUGAACAAACGGAUCAAACAAGUGAAGAAACUGAGUCUUCCUAAUGUUAGAGCAGGAAAGUGAGUGCUUGGAAACAAAUAAUACUGUCAUCUACAUGUUCAAAUGCAAACAUCCAUCGUGAUAAAUUCUGUAAACUGAAUCAAGGAGAACAGUCAGUUUGUUUGAAAGAAGUAUGAGGUACAUGAUAAUGAAACUAAGUGUGUUGGAGCCACAGACAUUAUAAAUGUGGACGCUGCAGUGAUGGAGUUGGCCUGCUGCUGGGAUAUGUCAGCGUGCACACCAUAUUGGUAGUGACAAGUCCAUGCUGUAUGCAAACCUAGACUAAAGAAUCUGAUUUUUCAGAGCAAAAAGCACCAAUGUUUUCAUUGCACCCACAGUAGUGUCAUAAGGACAGCUGUAAGAUCAUCACUCUUGGACCACCGUUCAUUGAUGGAACAUCUUGUAGUAGCAGAGUAAUGAUUGGGACGUCUCUCUACUGCCCUCUGCAGCUGUUCCUAGGACCCUUGCCUUCCCCACAUCUGGUCCUUCUUCAGCCAGAGCCAGAAGUUUGCUUCUCAGAAAAUGGCUAGAUGUUCCCACAAAGCCUCAGCUGCCAACUUCUACAGGGUAGCUGACUGCUGAAUGAGUAUGAAUAUUUAAUCUAAAAUUGAUUUAAUGCAAAGGUUGGUGCUUUUUGUCCAGAAAACUCACAGUUUCCUCAUCUAUUUG
This is a messenger RNA of Cheilinus undulatus (humphead wrasse), 995 nucleotides long. Its product is annotated as protein FAM240B. Bases 68 to 331 code for a protein of 87 amino acids. NCBI's taxonomy places the organism in Eukaryota, Metazoa, Chordata, Actinopteri, Labriformes, Labridae. The record is from RefSeq and is a predicted model, not a curated record. The transcript is spliced from 3 exons.